This is a messenger RNA of Ctenocephalides felis (cat flea), 6661 nucleotides long. Its product is annotated as probable E3 ubiquitin-protein ligase HERC2. The record is from RefSeq and is a predicted model, not a curated record. Lineage: Eukaryota; Metazoa; Arthropoda; Insecta; Siphonaptera; Pulicidae. Gene Ontology annotation, molecular function: ubiquitin-protein transferase activity; metal ion binding. The transcript has 33 exons. Gene Ontology annotation, biological process: protein ubiquitination. The coding region runs from base 89 to 6661 and encodes 2190 amino acids. Gene Ontology annotation, cellular component: cytoplasm.
AAGCACUAUUUAUUGGUCUAACAUCUCGCCUUGGAAACUGAAGUCUCGAAUACCAUUUGUAGUGGAUCUAACAGAACAGACUUUUAGAAUGCUUGAACAAUUACUCGGCUCGGUUUGUGAUAUGGAUGAUUCAGGAUAUCCGCCUUCACAAGAAAAUGAAUGCAUUGGUGUUACAUGUUUGAAUUUGCUCAGGUUACAGUUACAUGCAAUAAUCUCAAACAAUGUGGACACUUCAACAAUUGGCUUAAGUGCAGGUUCCAGGCUUUUGUCCAGUCUUAAGGCUAAGGUUGUUCAUUUAGCAGGUGGAGCAGGAAUUUUAAAAACCAUACAGGAAGCUGCUCAGAAAACCUUACAAGCCGGCUGGAUAAUUCUUUUGCCAACACCAAGCGAGAGAGCCAAAGCACUUACAUCACUUUUACCUUCAGCUGUGGAUCCAAGUGAUGUAUCAGCCGGCCACAAAUUCAUGACAGACCUUCUAGUUGCUUCCCUAAUGGCAGACGGAGGCUUAGAAUUAGCAGUCUUGCAGGCAAUUCGUACAACAGCCCUAGACACACCCAAACAGCAUCCAAACGCCUUCAAAAACCUAUCAAAUCAACAAACCAAUAUCCCUCGAAGCUCCACAAACUUUAUUAUCAAUAAUGUGCAAAUCCAAUCACCUAGAGGUUCUGCAAAUAUCACUUGUGCAAAAAGUAUAGGCAGUGCCAUGACUCCGAGAGGCUCUGUGGGGAAUAACUUGAUGUUGGGGAAUUAUGAUCAAGGGAAUAAGAUUUAUAACGAGGCAGAGGGAGUGCAGGAUGAUGGAGGCACCGGGGCUAUGAAGGAAAGUGUGAUGGAGAGUACGCCUAAUGAUUUACCUUUGUUGCUGCUGAUAAAUCAGUUGUUAAGAACUGGAAGCUCUAUAACUCAAUCUUUGCUUGCACAACAAAAUUCUGGCGGAAAGAUACCGACGAAUUUUGAUUCAAAGACAUCACCUAGUUUAAAUUUGUUGCUGAAAUUCCAAAGAUUACUAAUAGCACAUAUCUACAAACAUCGAAAUUCUGGAGACCCUGAUGACUUAGAAUCGGAAGCUUUGAGAGGUGCAGAAGGCCUCCUAGCCAAAUAUAUCGUACGAGUCAGUUCUUUGGCUGCUGAAACUUUAAUUAGAGCCACAAAUGUAUUACGCAACAGACCACAGGCUAAAGAAAACGUCAACCGUAUAUUGAGAAGUGAUAUUGUGGAUACAUUAGUCCCAGAACUCCUGACAAGUCUCAUAACCCUCUGCGGGCCCAUGACUACAGCUUCGGGUAACAUGGCAGAAUUCGACUGGCCUGAUGCCUUCUUGCCUUUAUUGGACGCCCUGGACGGCUUGGUGAGGGCUACUGAUCUGUCUGCAACUUUGGAUGAAGAUCAACAGGAGGAAGAGGAUAAAGAUGAUUUGGGUUGGGCAGGAUCCGGCCCUGGUUCCAUCAGCGGUGGAGCUGCUGGGAGAGUGCAUCAUAGGUCGGAUGAAGAUGAUGAUAAAGUUGAUGAUAAGAUUUGGAUUCAUCGUAAUGAAGUUGAAAAUCACAAUCUGGAUGGUGGACAUUGGGUUUGUGUUCAGGGAAUGGUUUGCGAUGUUCAAGCUCUGAUGACUGGUGGUUAUUUAGCCACUGAAGGAAAUGAUGUGGCUGAUCUGGUGCGUUCUCUCACCUCUACAUCCGACAUUCAUCUUCCAAGUUCACCAGAAUCUGCAGCCCAUAUGAGACUCAAAGAAUUAUUAAUUCAGCGUGCCAGUGUGGGCUGGUUAUUUGAACCAGGUCGUGGUACUGGAAGUAAUGGAAACAGGAAUGGAGAUAGCGAUGCAGAACAGCAGAAUUUGUUGGACCAGGAGGAGGAGUGUGCUGAAUGGAAAAGGGUCACUAAAUCGACAGCUGCUGAUAGCGAGAGGACAUUGUGUUAUUUGUUAGGAUUGCAGGCAAAUCGUCUCUCCAUCAGUUUAUCCUUGCAGCCCGUAGAACUAUCUUGUCAGGAGGCUUUGAAAAGUGUGAUGCUUCGAGGCGGAUUGCAGAUUCUGCAGCCAACAAAUCCCUUCGACGAAGAAAAAGCCGAAGCUCGCAGCUGCGGCGCCUCCACAGCAGGUUCCACGCCCACACAACCGCCUGCAGGAAUUGUAUCAACACCUCCUGCACAAAUUCAACCACUUGCAGCUCCUGCUGGUGAUGCUCCUAGCAUUUUCAAUGAUAAUCCUAAAUUGAGAUCCUUUAUGAAGAAGAGAUGGCAGGUCGAAAGCUUGGAGAAGAGAGGAGAAGCGCUGCUGCAGGCUUUGCAGGAGAGCAGACUAACGGAGCCCUUGGUGUCUGUCUGGUUGGCACUCGUAGAUCGUCAUUGUAAAGCACACGGUUUAGUUUGUCAUCAAGAUUUUCCACCAGAUCAUCCUGUCCAGGAAUUAGCACGUUGUCUGCAAGCUGUUCUCAUCAAGCACCAGGGCUUAGGUGCUUUGGCUGUCGCCAUGGUUGACAAAGAAAUCACAACCUCCCAAGCCCGUUUCACCAGGCCGCUCAUGGACGUCCUUCGUGCAGUCCACCAAACCAAAUGGAACCUCAUCAAAAUCCGGCAGCAACUCAACAGAAGUUACAAAGAAGUCUGUCUGCCUCUUCUGGAAAAAUGUCGUUUUCUAUUAUACGAAAUACGUCCUGCAGUCAGUUGCGAGUUGGCAGCUUACGAAAAGUUAAAUUUCUUAUACAAAAAGACCAAAUUCAAAAACACGGUGCAAAGGAUCAUAAGGGAAUCGAGGAAACAAAAGAGUGUUAAUGGUGAUGGAUUGGUUAAAACAAGACUUGAAGAUUUGGUUAAUGCCACGAUACUGCAAUCACAGAUUGGAGAUAACAAGUCGAAUGAGAUAUUCGGGGAUAACCAGAUGAUUUUAGGUGAUAGCGAGGAAGGCAGUGAGGAUAAGAAGGUUGAUAAUUUGCAGGAGGACGUGCAGAUUGAUGAUUUGAUAAAUGAUAUCACCGAUAAAACCAUGGCUGAUGUCAGUUAUGGCAAAGUGCUCAAUGGAGCUGUUGAUUUUGUUUUGUUGGAGUGUUACAAUGAUGUCGAGAGCUUGAGGAGGGCCAUGUACUGCCAGACACAACGUUGUCAACUACGUUUAUCUGGUUACGAAAUGACAUCACGUCUGCUUCAUGCUGAACAGACUUUAUUGCCUUCAGCGCGGUAUUCCCUUCUUGGAGGCUUGCUGGGCUUGAUAGCUCCUGCUGCAGGAUCAAAUAUUGAAAAACAGAAACAGAAAUACACUCUGUUGCAGUACCACAAAGCGAUGAGAAACAGAUCUGCUGUCCAGGAUUUAGAUAGAGUCACAGCCCAUCAAAAGACCAAGUUGCGUUUAGCUCAUGCCAGUAUUUUAGAAUGGAGUGCUUUCAGAUUGAGAGAGUUAGUUUUGCGGGGUGAAGCAGUUCUGGCAAACACUGCUUCGACUGGAGCAUCUAUGGGAAUUUCUAUAAUCGGUGGAGGAAUGACUGUUGGUGGUUCUUGUACAGGCGGAGGAUCUGUACAAGGUGUCAGAGAUAAGGAGCAGGCUAAUCAUGUCACUCAUGCUUUGUUAAAGGACUUACCAAGAGCUCGUAUGCUUCUAAGUGUCUUAGCCCUGCUGAGUGCUGAAUAUGCUGCUAACGAACUGGGACUUUUGGCAAGUUGUGGCACUCUAGCAUCGCUACAUGCACUUUUGAGGCAGAUCACAGGAAACCAAUUGCAUGAUACUCAACAACAAGGCAACAGCUCGAGCAAAGGUAGCAGAGUGAUUAUUUAUGAAGACACCUUAUUAAAUUGUAGCGCUUCUGGUUCUAAAGGCAACGCUCUCACCGGCCCAGAAUUGGCUGCUAUGAUGAAACUAGGCACCAGAAUUGUCAGGGGCGCUGAUUGGAAAUGGGGAGACCAGGACGGUCCUCCACCAGGAGAAGGUCGUGUGAUCGGUGAGUUGGGUGAUGAUGGUUGGGUACGAGUACAAUGGGACACCGGGAGCACCAAUAGUUACAGGAUGGGACGAGAAGAUAAAUAUGAUUUGAAACUUGCAGAUAACAAUGCUAAUUUAGGAAAUGGUGCUGGUUUUAAUAACGAUAUGUUGUCACCUGAGGAAGAGGAUGAUGUAAUGCUUAAAGAUCCCCAAUUUCAACUGCAGCAGCCUGGUGUGCUUCUUCGUGCUUGCUGCAGCAAUUUACUGCGUCUAUUCACAGUCUGCUGUGGUCUGCGUUCUGCUGGAGCAACCAGCGAAGGAGUUGUGCAGGCUGCAAGAAGUGUCACUUCUAUGCAUCGACAAGCAUUAAAAGUAUCCAAUUAUCUUACGAGUUCCAACACAUUAGGAAAUAAUGCUUUGACAACGUCUGUUGCCAACAACUGCAUCACUUCGAUCUUCUGCUGCAGCGAUAUGUGGAACCAGAAUCAGCAAAAAAAUCGUAACAAUGGUGCAAAUGCAGUUUUGCUCUAUUCUGGUUCUUUGCGGGCAAUGUGCAGUGAUGAUGAGUUGUGCAGAUUGAUGACACACGAUUCGUGGUUGAAUAUUUGUGAGAGGGUUUUAUCGGCUGAUGAUGAUGGUAUUGUCACCACAGAAGCGCUUUUGAUUAAGAAGAUUCAGUGUCUGCGUUUGUGGAGGGACUGUCUUGGCAGCUGGUCACCGGCUCAUGAUUUAUCAAGGAUGUCGAAGUUUCUUUUAAGGCUGUUUGAAAUAUUAGGAAGCUGCUUCUUGCUAUGCAAAGGAGAUUCCACGCUUCGAGCUUUGGUUUCAACAGGUGCCAGAAAUUUACCAACGCCACCAGAAGCCAAACCUGCACCUACAUCCACAACUUCUGCUCCGUCUGCAGCAGGAUCUGCCUCUGGUCCCCAGCCAAUCAGUUCGAGUGCACAGCAGUCUGCAGGUGCAAUUGGAGGCGGAAAGGCUCGUGUUCCUGUGACUCCUAGUGCUACAAGUAGCGCCUGCGCCGAAGCAGUAUCCUUGUUGAGGGCUCUUCAUUCUCUUAGAGGUUGGAGGACGACUAUGGACGCUCUGCUGCUGCAGGGACUCGUUAGUGCGGCGCAAACUAUAAAGGAGUCAUUUAGAUAUGAGAGAGGUUACCUUGAAGAUGGUUGCUCAAAUUAUUACCUUGAAGACAGAGAAGAACCUGCUGCAACACAAGAAAAGAGAAGUGAGUCCUGCAUUUAUAGCAGCAACUUUGUAGUACGAGUGGGUAUGCAAGUAUCAUCUGAUGGAAUUUUUGGAACAGUGAGAAGAAUGACUGAACGGUCAGGAAGUCUAGUCGUACAGUGUCAUGCCACUGGUGAACUUAAGAAGGUACCAUUGCAAUCAGCAAGACCUGCCCUGGAGCAAAUAUUUCUUCAUCGUUUACCUGCUGACGAACUAGCAUUAUCGGCUUGGACAAAAUUGCUGUUGCAACAGCAAAAGUCUAAUUGGAGCAGACAUGGACAAGCUUACACACCGAGAGUCGGUACAAUAGAUGCCCACAAGCUCCGUUCCCAGCAGCUACGUCUCUGUUCAAUAAACGCCUGCUGCUCCCUGCUGCAGCAUCAGCAGCUACUGCGAAGAGUUCUUCUACGUAUGCAUCUGCUUCAGUUCAGCCACAGCGCUGCUCCGAAUGAUACCGAAGACAUAUUUAUUGCCGAAGCAGGAGAGGAUAGAGUGAGUGCAGCAGGUUUUGAUAUGGAAUUUAGUGCAGAACGAGAGGAGAGGUGUGAUAGGUGUGAGUCUGCUGCUGCGGAGGCGGAACUGGACGAUGGGAGUGUGUCGGGUAGCGGAAGUGAAGACGGUAACAGUGAUGAUGAAUCUCAGCAAUCCCGCUCGCAGAACACGGAGCAGGAAUCAGUAGGCACACCACGCAGCGGUGGCGGUGGUUACAGUACCAAAAAACGCAGAAAGAAAGAAGAAGGUCGUCAAAUUUGCAAACAUACUCUGCUGCAAAGAAUGCUGGCUACUGCUGUUGCUUCCUCGCCCUUGAAAAACGAUUUUUCUUUGGAGCAGAUGAAACAGGCCGCUUUGGCAGUCUCGCAAAGACUUGCUUCAGAAUUGGCAACUCGGGGAGAGAAUAUUCCGCCUGGACUUGACUGCUCUCAAUCUGGUGCUGGAUCGAUGUCUGCCAAUCAACGAUCACCGUUUACAGCUAAGAGAAAUCAGCAAGCAGUAAGCGCCGCCUCCGUCGCAGCAGCAUCGCUCAAUGGACGGCGCAGAAAUUCUCAACAGCAACAACGUAGGAGCAGCAGGGGCAGCAGAACGUCGCAGCAGCACCAGGAACCAGCUGCAGCAGCAGCAGCAGCCAGCAAAGAGGAAAAAGAUAGAGAUGGCACUGAGAGGGAGAGAAACUUUGAAUUGGUGCAGAGGCUGAUCGAGAUGGGAUUCGAGAGGGAGAGGAUCGAUAUUGCUAUGAGUGCUUUGGAGAAAGAAUCUAAAUUAACAAUUGACGACGUGCUGCAGUACAUUUUGGAUAAAAUUCCAACCAACGAAGAUAGGGUUGUAGCUAUUGAGGAUCGAAGUCUUGCAAUCGAAAAUAGAGGUCCAGCCGUUCAAGAUAACUUAUUUCAGUUUCUCGAUAGAUUUACAUCAAAUGAUAGUCAUCAAGGUGCAGGAAAGCCAGCAGAAGACAAUGAUCAUGACGACGGUCAUGAUGAUAGCGACCAGGAAGACACCAGUGUCAGUUCUGUGCAGUUCAAUGACUGUUACUAA